Sabethes cyaneus is the source of this 3337-nucleotide messenger RNA. Its product is annotated as nucleolin-like. The record is from RefSeq and is a predicted model, not a curated record. NCBI's taxonomy places the organism in Eukaryota, Metazoa, Arthropoda, Insecta, Diptera, Culicidae. The transcript is spliced from 5 exons. The coding region runs from base 587 to 1636 and encodes 349 amino acids.
CUGGACACGACGGUGACGGCAAGCGUGCAAUAUCACCAAACGUAGUCGAAAAAUAGAACAUAGUCAUUCCCGUUUCUUUACUCCCUUUUCUGUUUGUUAUCAAGUUUAUCUUGAAUCUCUAACAGAGAAUAUCUUACAAUUGAGCCGGCUUUUUUCUAAAUCGAUUAUGGGUACUGUCCGUUUAAAUAUAAAUGUAUGACGUCCAAAUAAAUUUGCAAAGUUGUAAUAAUUAGCAUGUAAUCCUAUUUACCUUAUUCCAUUCGGUUUAGGUCUCUGAGGGGUACUUAUCAACAACGCAAGGCCUACUAGCGCGCCUGGCGCAUCAUGUGAAAAUGUCUGGUUUGAUGUGGUAGUGCUGAUAUAACAUCGUUUGCGUUAAGCUUGGGUACGCGUGUUUCUUCGGUCAUCGGAGCAUGUGGCAGUGGACGACGCAUCCCAAGUUGAUUUUUUUCAACACACAUUCUACAUUGAUGCCUGCUAACACAAUUUGCAACGCUCCGCUCUGAUGUGUUUUUCCAAUUGAUGUCACGGUUGUAAUAAUAACGGAACAAUAGAUACCCUGUUAUCGGCGCGUUGAAGAUGGCCGAUGAAAAUGAUGACUAAGCGUACGCCAUCCAAGCGUAAGGAUGCAUUCCAGAAAGAAAGCGAAGAGCUACUGAAGAAUAUGGGCAUGGAUCCAUCGGAGGAAGGAGGCCGGCGCCGCACGCGAGCUAGCACACGUGGUGUUAACUCUACUCCAACCACACCGGCUACCCCGCCGGCAAAGAAAGCUCGUUCGGCUGCUACACCGAAACGGCGAGGGAAGAAGGACGAUGACGAGGAGGAAAAGUCCCCAGAGGGAGAGGCUAAGACUCCUAAGAAACGAGGAAGACCUAGCAAAGAUAAAGAAGACGCCGAAGAAGACAAAGCAGAUGAACAGGAAGAGGACACUAACAAAGAUGAAGAUUCGAAGGAUACCCCGGUUGAUGCCAAAAAAGAUGACGAGUCAAAACUUGAGACUGGGGAAAAAUCCGAUGAAGCGGACAAGAAAGCGGAAGACAAAGUCGACGCUGUUGUAAAUAGCACAGACAAACAAAAGGAAGAAGAAUCAGAAAAAUCCGCUCCGGAAAAAAUGGAUGUCGAUGAAGAGGAAGAAGUCACCAAGGAGAAAGAGAGCCAGCAGGAGAAACCGGCGGCUGAAAAAGCAGACCCAAAACCGGAGGAACCGGCGACGACAGAAUCUACGCCUGCAGCAUCGGUCGCUGUUGAAGAAAAGGAACCCGCUAAAGCAGUCGACGAACCCAGUAAGCCCGCUGAAACUCCUGCUGUCGAAACACCCGCUGUUGAAAAACCUGCCGAAGAAACGAAGGAAAACACAGCAGCGCCAUGUGUCCCAGAGUCUGCCCCUGUGCAGGUGGAAGGCAACGGCAGCUCGGCGCAUGAACCAGAAGAGCCGGAAUUGGCGGUACAGCAAAUGGCAAUAGUAAAUGAAUCGGCCAAGGCCAACGAUGUCAGCAGCACAGAAUCCACGAAUAAGACGAACGACGUAGCUGCUGUCGUUGAGAACAACGUGGAGGAGACGAAACUGGACACUACCGCAGAACCUAAAAUCUUACCAGCAGAACCGGCAGCUGUUGAACCAACGGCAGCACAGUAGACGCAUACGGAGGGUACCUUUUUGAACCUAAAGAGAUACUACGUUAUCAUCAUUUCCUUCACAAAAUCUUUUGUUUUGGAAAGCUAACACACACACACCCACAGAAGAAAAACAACAAAACUAAAAAUUCAUUCAUAUGGUCCCAAUUACGCUGCGGUAAAAGAACCACACCGAAGGAUCAGUAAAGAGCAAAGAGGUAGACAAGUGCUGCGAAGCCCGCAAAUUAACACGACAACCAACCUGCAUUUCUCACGUUGCACAAUUAGUUUGGAUCAUAUUUUAAAUCAAGGGGGAAGUUCGGGCAAAAUGGUAAAUUUUUAAAAAUCUCGUUUUCACCAGAUUGCGUACAGUAACAGUCGUAGAACGGAUAUUUUGAUUAUAGAUGGGUCAGAGCACAGACGUCGUACCACUGCAUGAAUCCAACCUUCCUAUUCGAUUUAUUGGAGUUUCAACUGUUCUUCCAAAAAUUUACCAGUUUCCCCUCCCCUCUUCUACUGUCUUUCUGACCAGAUUUCUUACACACCCAAACAGACACGUUUUCGAAAAUACUUGCUAAAAGCUAAGUAGCUGGAUUCUAUUUUUUAUCUAUUAAUUUUUGUUUGCAAAUAGGCAUGGCAAUCCUCUUCGCUGAUUGAAAGUUUUGACGUAGCGAAGGCCGGAAGGUUCUACAAUUAACUCUGUUUUAAAAAUUUGGACUAAAUAGCAACAACACCCUCAUACCAUUUGUAGAUUCAAAGUAAAGCAAAAAUAAAAUAACGGAAGGAAGAUGUAAAAUAUACACUAAUUACAGAUUUAAUCAUUAAUAAGAAUCAGAUCGCUAGAAUUAGGAAAAAACUAUAGAUGUUUUCAUCUUUUUGUUUGAUCAUAAACCGGACCUGAGCAGAAUUUAGCACACAACUAAUGCUGUAAACAGAACGUGUUGUAGUAGCAGUUGAGAAAACUACACAAAGCUAAACAAAAACAAAACAUAUGUAUGAUAGCAAAUAAGCGCAAAACUUAAGGACUCUAACACGAGAGCAACAUUUAAAUGUAUAAUUUAUGAUUUGCUACUAGUUUCCUCUUUUCUCUUACAUGUCGCUUUCCUUUUGUUUCUUUUGAAAUCCACAAUAGUUAGUAUACACAGUUGCACCGAGUCGUAGGUUUUUCCCUCCCACUGAUACCUGAGCUUGCCGAGAGCAGUACGUUCGCAGGAGUGUGCUGCCGGCCAAACAGGUAUUUGCCGUUAUUCUAGGCAAGCGUUUACACUAAGCAGAUGCAGGGAACGGACCAUUUUGGCUAUUGUAAAGUUGAAAUCAAUAAACACCUAGAGAAUACUUGUCUGUAUUUGAUUUCUACCGGCAAAAACAACCGAUCUAAAAGAAUUUCAGUUAAUUUUUGCCAUCUUAGAGAUAUGAUUUAUACUUUAAAGCAAAGAAAGAUAUAUUGGUAAAAGCCGAUAAAAUAUAUGGAGAGUCUUUACACAAAAAUGAUCACCGAGUUUACAUUUCUUUCAACCUUCUACAGACAGGAACCUGAUGAAACAAACACGUAAUAUAUUGGCGCGUGUUGUACGCGACAAAGAAUACUACACAAAUAGGGAAAACAGAAAAAAAAACAAAAAGAAAACAAAAAAAAACUGGUCUCUUUUUAACUAAUGUAUAGGUUAUUUUAUUAUUGUGUCGUGAAUGAGACAGAAAGAGAUGAUAAAUACAGAAAUAUGGA